Solanum verrucosum is the source of this 549-nucleotide messenger RNA. RefSeq names its product serine/threonine-protein phosphatase 7 long form homolog. The record is from RefSeq and is a predicted model, not a curated record. The transcript has a single exon. The coding region runs from base 1 to 549 and encodes 182 amino acids. Lineage: Eukaryota; Viridiplantae; Streptophyta; Magnoliopsida; Solanales; Solanaceae. Gene Ontology annotation, biological process: meristem development; meristem maintenance.
AUGGUUGAGCGUUGGAGGCCAGAGACUCAUUGCUUCAACUUACCUUUUGGUAAGGUCACGAUUACAUUACAGGGUGUGCAGGUCUUGUUUGGUUUGCACAUCGAUGGUGAUGUUGUGUACAUGCAGGAUGUUGCACGGAGGAUUCGUUCAUGGCGUACUUUAUUAGAGACACUCAUAGAAUGUGCCAUAGCACCUGCUAAUAUGGAUGGUGCGAGCCAGGUGAGGAUACAUAACAUUACCCGCUACUUGCGAGAUCAAUUACAAGUAGAUCUGAUAAGAGAUGGUACUCCAGUGGAGCGGGUUGAGAAAAUUUCUAGACUUUACAUGUUUGUUAUAUUGGGAGGCAUCUUAUUUCCGAACACGUCGAGGAACCUUAUUAGUUUACAAUACCUGGCGUUCCUAGAUCCCAUCCACAACGUAGAUAAGUACAGUUGGGGCAGUGCAGUGUUGUCCUACUUGUACCGUGCACUUUGUCGGGCAUCUAUCGAUAAUGUGGUUGACAUUUGUGGAUUUAUUCCUCUCCUUAAGUUAACUUUACUAAAGUUUUAA